Messenger RNA from Arabidopsis arenosa, 1005 nucleotides. The record is from the annotation of a GenBank genome assembly. Lineage: Eukaryota; Viridiplantae; Streptophyta; Magnoliopsida; Brassicales; Brassicaceae.
AAACUUUGUUAUUUUCCUAUUUAACCCAUAACCAUUACACAUAUCCAAAUUUCCUUCCAUUGAUCACAUAACUCAUGCCAAAUCUACCUCCUCUUCCUCCUCCACCGCAGUUGCAACCGCCCGAAACGCCAUCAUGGGAAACUCCAUCUUCUGUAUGGUAUACUCCAAGAACCACUCCAUGGAGAACACCACAAAGCACACAAUCCACACCAGUUGGCCAAAUGGUCUUAACAAAGCCAGCAACGGUUAGAUUCAACGGUCUUGAUGCAGAGCCGAGGAAAGAUAGGGUGAUUCUCCGUCAGCCAAGGAGUAGCAGGACCAGUCUGUGGAUAUGGUGUGUUGCCGGUUUAUGUUUUGUGUUCAGUCUUUUGCUUAUCUUCUUUGCGAUUGCUACUUUGAUUGUGUUUCUUGCGAUUAGACCAAGAAUACCUGUUUUCGACAUCCCAAACGCGAACCUACACACGAUCUACUUUGACUCGCCAAUGUUUUUCAACGGCGAUUUGUCGAUGCUGGUGAAUUUCACAAACCCUAAUAAGAAGAUAGAAGUGAAGUUUGAGAAGCUUCGGAUUGAGCUCUUCUUCUUCAAUAGAUUGAUUGCAGUGCAAGUGGUCCAGCCAUUCUCGCAGAAAAAGCGUGAGACGAGGUUGGAACCAAUCCGUUUGAUCUCUAGUUUGGUAGGCUUGCCUGUAAACCACGCGGUGGAACUCAAGAGACAGCUGGAAAACAACAAGAUAGAAUAUGAGAUUAGAGGUACCUUCAAAGUCAGAGCUCAUUUUGGAAUGAUUCAUUACUCUUAUUCGCUGCACGGGAGGUGCCAACUUCAGAUGACCGGUCCACCAACCGGAAUCCUGAUUUCUCGUAAUUGCACGACGAAGAAACGAUGAAGAAGACGAUACGGUUCUCUGAGUCAGUAGUCAUCUGCAAAGUCUCUAGUUUUGGCAUGUUCUUCAAGUAUAUUUCUAUUUGCUUUCCCACAAAAUGUAUAAAUGAACAAGACCUAGUGAA